CUGGCAAUGCUGCCACGCUCAAAAAAUCGUGCAAUUUACUGUAAAUAGUUGUAGUUGUAGUAAUAUUUUCGAAAUAUGGCCGAAGGAACGUACGAAUACGAAUGCAUGAGAGCCGAGCUGCUGGGAUUAGAGCGACCCGAUUAUGACGAAUUCACCAAGAAGCAACUCGAAACAGUGCAGAAGGUGGCAGAGGAUGAGGAAGCCGAUGUGGAAUACAUUAAGGAAGUUGACGUAGAGAGCGAAGCAAUGGGUCGAGUUUCGGGAAAAUUCGACGAAUUGAACAAUAUUUUGAAAAAGACGCAGUUCAAAAUUAACAGGAUAAAGGCUUCCUGCGGAUCAGUAGCGGGCUUAUUAAAAAACCGCUUGGGAACGUUCAGUUCGCAAUCAUCCGUCGACGGGGAUCCAGCCGAUGUGGAAAAGACGCCGAAAGUGGAGGAAAAUACUACAAAUGGAGAAGAAAAACCAGUCCCAACUUAUAAACAGGAGGUUUCAGAAAACGGCACACCUAUCAGGAAAAGUGAAUUGGCCAAAGCCUUGGACAAAGAUUUGAGCAGCAUCGAUUCCAUGAUAGCUAAAGCGGAAAACGCAGAGAUUUCCAUGGCAUAUCAAGCGAAAGAAAUGAGGAAGUUCAUGAAGUAAUUUAUUAAAUCGAUGGUUUUAGUUUAGGCGAAUUAUUUCUCGCAAAUUGGUUAAAAACGAUUUCGAGAAAUUGUAUAAUCUAUACAUAAAAAAAUGUACUGAUCAAUGCAUAUUAGUAAAUUAAAUUAUAAGGUAGAUUUGUUUCUAAAUAAACGUGCUAAUCUACGAUUAUAUUCAAUCAUUUUGUUCUUUGUGUAUGCGAAAAAUGGUUAAUUUAUUAAUAUGCCUGUUAGCUAAUUUGUUACAUAUUUAAACAAUGUUUAAGAUAGAAAUUUAGACAAUAUUAUUUAUAGAAUUGAAUCGCAAAUCGAAGUACCGUUUAGUGGUGUAAAAAAUACAAGAAUCGGUUGCUUUAAUCUGCUAUUUAAUAUUAUAUUGCUCUAUUGUACAUACGAAGGAAAAUCAUUAUAAACACACAACCAAAUAAUACAAUGUAGGAAUAAGUAGUUGACAAAAUUUUAGCGUAAUUCGAUUUAUAUAACUAGUAAUUUUUCUUGAGAAUAUUUUAGACUACAUCAUCAGUAAGAAGAACUUUUCUACUCAGUUUUGUAACUUGCAGUUUUAAAAGAUUUUUUUAACUAAUCUUCAAUAACAUCUAUGCAUAAAUAAUAAAUAGAAUCGUAUUUUUUAGAAUAGGAAAGCUUUUGAAUCUAUUAUCUUAACAUCUAUAUUUUUUUUAAUUACAUUUUGUCACUUUCGGACUUUCCCUCGUGUAUAAAUAUUUAUCAAUAUAGUAAUUGACACGUUAUUAAACUUGUAAUUUCUUUAUAAAAAAGUAAUAAAAUU
This is a messenger RNA of Phyllotreta striolata, 1425 nucleotides long. The record is from the annotation of a GenBank genome assembly. NCBI's taxonomy places the organism in Eukaryota, Metazoa, Arthropoda, Insecta, Coleoptera, Chrysomelidae.